Messenger RNA from Ascochyta rabiei, 334 nucleotides. RefSeq lists its product as uncharacterized. The record is from RefSeq and is a predicted model, not a curated record. NCBI's taxonomy places the organism in Eukaryota, Fungi, Ascomycota, Dothideomycetes, Pleosporales, Didymellaceae. The transcript has a single exon. Bases 1 to 204 code for a protein of 67 amino acids.
AUGACUGGCCCUGCCCUCUUUCGGAGUAAUACGCAGCAUCCCAGGCCGCUGGGUCGCGGUGUGCUGAGAGUGAAGCAGCCCGGAUCAUGGCGCAGUGAGCGUUCUAACCAAAAACUUUUAGGCGAUGCAACCUUUGAGCAUCACCCGCUGCACACUUGCCUCAGCAAGCAGGACAUGGCGCUGGUGUGGGUGGGUGGUGGCUGACUUCUCGUCGACUUCAGGCACUCGGUUUGCCGUCAGAGCCAAGCAACAGCUUCAUCGUCGUCCUCUGACAGGUAACGGCUCUCGGGCCAAAGAAUCUCUUUGUCCUCUGAUUCCCUCGUCUUCCUGUUAA